Messenger RNA from Trichomycterus rosablanca, 3044 nucleotides. RefSeq names its product protein phosphatase 1, regulatory (inhibitor) subunit 14Bb (gene ppp1r14bb). The record is from RefSeq and is a predicted model, not a curated record. Lineage: Eukaryota; Metazoa; Chordata; Actinopteri; Siluriformes; Trichomycteridae. Gene Ontology annotation, cellular component: cytoplasm. The transcript has 4 exons. Gene Ontology annotation, biological process: regulation of phosphorylation; innate immune response. Gene Ontology annotation, molecular function: protein serine/threonine phosphatase inhibitor activity. The coding region runs from base 476 to 859 and encodes 127 amino acids.
UAGAGGAGGGGAAGGAAGGCUUAAAUGAGCUGGGAGAAGAAAGAAAGGAGAAUAGAGGACUGCUUGUUUCUCUUUGUGUUGGUUUGAAUAACGGCAAAGAGUUGGAAAGUCACGGAUAAGAUUUGCAAGUGUUUUGCAUUAGCUGAGGAAGAGGAGUGUGUGUGUUUCAGUUCACUUCACACACACUAACAGUGCUCACUCCGGAGAGCCGCGGACACGUGCUGAGCUUUCCUCUGCUUCAGAAACAUUAGUGUGAGUUCAUUAAGCUCAGUUACGUUUACUAUAGUGAACAGAACAGUAUUCGGCACGUAUUUCUACUGAAGUGCACCUCUGUGUCUUAACCGACACCCGACACGAUUUCAUUCCUCUCUACGUGGCGUUUUUUUCUCACGCUGAACCGACCGACACAGCGAGGACAAUCAAUCCAACAUCAGAGUUUCUUCCAGACUUCCACUAUCAGCCAUAACAGCAGACCAUGGCCGCGGUAACAACCCCGGAGUCGAGCCCGCAGCCCCGGGUCUUCUUCCAAACUCCCCCCGGUACUGAAAAAACCGAGACCCCGGUCCGAAAACAGGGACGAGUCACAGUAAAGUACGAUCGGAAAGAACUGAGAAAGAGACUGAACCUGGAGGAGUGGAUCAUUGAUCAGCUCACUGAACUGUACGACUGCGAGGAGGAGGCCAUUCCAGAGCUAGAGAUAGAUGUGGAUGAAUUGUUGGACAUGCAGAAUGAUGAAGAUCGGGCUGCACGUGUUAGGGAUCUGCUGGUGGACUGUUACAAACCUACUGAGGACUUUGUAGUUGAGUUGCUGGAUAAGAUCCGUGGCAUGCAGAAGCUCAGCACACCUCAAAAGAAAUAAUGCUCGUCCUAAUCCCCCGAACCAAUCCUGCCUUCUCCACUUCACCCAGUGCUCAACCGGUCACCUGGGUAGAAGGAGGAUGUAAAGUGAUGGGGAAUCUAGCCAAUCAGAUACUUAUAAGCAGGGCUUAUUUUGUUUGUUCUCAUUUUGUUAACUUUAUGGUAUUUUCUUUGUUUUGUAAACGGGGAAGAAUUUGCUAGUGUUUUGAAGCAUUUGUAGAAAUUCACUAUAUAUUUCUACAUGUUGGUAUUAGAUGUGAUGACUUUUUUCUCUGAUGCAAUACUUAACGUGUGUCCCAAGUGGCCGCACUGACUAUAUAAGUGCUGUUUCUAGUUGGUAAUGUUUAGAAAUGUUUUUAUAAGCGUGAAAAAGGAGAGAAUAUGCAGUCUUGUUUCUGUGGAAGGUAUUAACUGGGAACUGUUAUUUGCUGAAAUGAAAGAUGACAAGAGGGAAUAGAGAUUGUAAAUUAAGCUUUUUUAAAAAUAGACAUGUAUGGACAGAAACACACAAAUGGGUGUCAUAACCCUCAGGGAUCAGUGGGAACUCACACACACAGACCUGCACACCGGCUUUAUUUUAUUGGCACAUGGAGUUGAGGGGGUAAUAGCUACAAUCUGGAAGGUCUUGAGGGCUGCCAGUUCAUAAGCCCUCAAUUAAUCUUUUCAUGUCAUUUUGCUAAAUCGUUCUUCGCAGAAUGUCAUCUGCUUCCCUUCUCAUGGCAAUCACACAACUAUAAUGGGGCUAAUCAUAUAUUCUGGGCAUUUUUUACAUACUAAUUACUGUAUUGUUCCAGACACAAUUAAAUGCAGAACAUCUGACAUCCUGUCUUGUAAUAACAACUAUUAAUUGGUAGCUACAAGCUACACAAAACCUGGCUAAUACCAGCAUACCCUUUAUCCAUGAUAUGGCUUUGUCAUUUACUUUUCCCCCCUUAUCGGAAUGUACCCUCUUACAGAUUUGCCAUGAACAGUAUAUACAUAUAUACAAAAUCUUGUGAGGAGAGUAUACUGUAGUCUUCAUUUUUAACAUACAGACAGUACAAUCCAUAUCUUAAAUGAAAGAACAUUUAAAACUAUUAAAACGUUUAGCCAUCAGGUUGGAUUUUCUAAGGAAUUAGUAUACAGUUUGAUUCAGUUCUUCUGGUAGUACAUGAUACACUAAUAUAGACCUCUGCAUUACCAUGAAAGACACUUUUGGCCCCAAGUAACAGCUUGUAGCUGGCAGUACUGGUUAAAAAUGACUCUGGAAAAGCCAUGCAAAUUAGCAUUUGAUAAAACUCAUUGUAAUUUUUGAACAGUGGCCUCCUAUACAUAUUAUUCCUGCAACCUACUUACUGUAUGUACUCAGCAUAUAUACUCAGCUUGCCUUUGAAGACUGCUGGGGAAAAAUAAAAUAAAUAAAAUUAAAAGUUACCUAAAUGCACACCCACCUCUGGUAAAUGUCUGCAAUAUGUCAGACAGCAGAAAACUGUAAUAUGGUGGGAAAUCUUGUGGGUGCGGUUAGACAAGUGCAGACCUGAAAUUAAUAUUCUGGUUUUGGUUUAUUUAUCAUCUUUUCUACUCUCAAAAUAAACGAGACAUAUGUUGUGCCAUUUAUUUAUCAAAUUAUAUUGUCCCCUGGCUUGUCUUCUCCUGUUGUUGCCCUGCUAUGACGAUGUUUUAGACCAGGCUUGUUUUUCUAGGUACUGCAUCGGCCAAUAUUCACAGUCCUUCCAGUACUUACCUGGGAAUUUCCAGUUAAAAGUGCUAAUAUGUAAAAGAGAUGCGAGUUUCCCCCUGAGCUCCAAAACCUCUUGUUUCUUUCUAUUAAGUACCUUUGAAUCACCUUCUGCUACUUCCAACCUCCUUUUUCCCAACCCCUUCCUUUUUUAAGAUCAGACGUUGCCUUAGAUCACAAACCAAAUAAGUUAAGGCAUUACUUUCAAGAACAUGCAGAGCAAGGAAAAAUGUUUGUGCUUUAUGAAUUAAAGCCUAGUUUUUAAACGCUACGUUUCUGGAGAAAUAAAAGGUGACUUUUAUUUUACUACAUUUAUUAGACCAUUUUUGAUGCGAAUAAUAAAAUGAGGAUAAUUUUUAUUAUGUAGUCAGACAAUGAUGAUUCUGAUAUUAGUCUGUAUCUGAAGGUCAUAUUAGAAAAAAUGUGUGUGUAGCAAUAAAGAGUUGUUUCCCGGUUUUGUUACACUUUU